AUGUCGCCUCCGAAUCAUCGUCAAUUCUUCUCACGUUUACUGUCUCGGUUAACAAAUACCAAUCACGAAAAUCCAAUUAGAAAAAAACAUGAACGUAAUUAUGCGUCUGCACUAUGCAGCAUGUUCGCUGUUGCGACAUUGGCUGUCAGUCUAUCGGAUUACCGUUGGUUUUGGCUAUUAUUCGUUCUUCGGGCACCGAUUCCUUGGGAUCCAUCAGCGCCAAUGAAUGAUAUUUAUCAAUUUAAACCGAAUGAUUAUAUGGAAUUGACUGGAUGUAUUGACACGCAUUCGAUAUUGAUACUUCGAUUGAUGAUUACAUUCAUUUGUUUGGCAAUUGUUUCGUCAACGAUUGGAUUUUUGCUUGAUGCACUCGGACCAAUGAGAUAUGGAUUAAAAUUUAUGAGACGUCAUGCGUUCUGGCAUAUUUUAUCCGUCGUUCUGUGUACAAUUGUCAUUGGCCUUAGUUUCUACGCGUCGGAAUUGAUCUACAAAAUUCAAGAUCGAACUCGUUUGAAAAUUGGCAAAAAGAUCGAAGUGCAAUUUGAUAUUGCAUACUAUCUCAUAGUGAUAGCCAAUGGUCUUUUACUACUGGCGAUAUCUUGUACACUGCUUCGAAAAUAUCCAACAGAUGAUGAAGAACACUUCGAACGAUAUAAGCGAAAGACUAUGUUAAUUGAUGAUUGGUCACGCCGUGAACAACCAUUGUUCAUCGAAAGGUCAUUACCCGCAACAGUUUCAACCAUUCCGACGAAUAAUGAACCCCCGCCGGAGUACUGUUCAGAGGAGGAUUUUCUUGUUGUAUAA
Molecule: messenger RNA, 804 nt
Organism: Adineta ricciae
Lineage: Eukaryota; Metazoa; Rotifera; Eurotatoria; Adinetida; Adinetidae
Source: the annotation of a GenBank genome assembly